Molecule: messenger RNA, 1966 nt
Organism: Coregonus clupeaformis (lake whitefish)
Lineage: Eukaryota; Metazoa; Chordata; Actinopteri; Salmoniformes; Salmonidae
Gene: wash1
Product: WAS protein family homolog 1
Exons: 11
Coding region: 97-1509 (470 amino acids)
Biological process (GO): exocytosis; Arp2/3 complex-mediated actin nucleation; retrograde transport, endosome to Golgi
Cellular component (GO): WASH complex; recycling endosome; early endosome
Molecular function (GO): alpha-tubulin binding; gamma-tubulin binding
Source: RefSeq, a predicted model, not a curated record
GACCAUGCGGAAGUGGUUGUUGUGUUUUAGCGGAGUGUAAUAAACAACCAACCAUCAGAUAGCUAUCUGCGGCCGUGUACACACUACACGCUGUCAAUGGUCAGGAUGAGUGUGAAGCAGUGUCUGGAGGGUCAGGUGUACUCUGUGCCUCUGAUCCAGUCAGACCUGAGGAGGGAGGAGGCUGUUCACCAGAUAGCAGACGCCCUGCUCUACCUAGAGACUAUCUCUACUGACAUCUUUACCAGGGUGUCUGAGAGUGUAGAGCGGAAUCGCUGUCAGCUGCAGAGUGUGACAGAUCGGAUCAGGCUAGCCCAGGCCCGCGUCGACAAGAUCAAAGGAAGCAAGAAGGCCACCAAGGUGUUCUCCAGUGCUAAGUAUCCAGCUCCAGAUCGUCUCCAGGAUUACUCCUCCAUCUUCAGUGGAGCCACAGACCCUGCCUCUCAGAUACGCCGCCGAUACCGCAUACAGGCCAAACUACGACCCCUUGACGACAAGGCCCUGCAGGAGAAGUUGUGUUAUUAUCCGGUGUGUGUGAGCAGUAAGAAGCGUUCGGAGGAUGAGACCGAGGAGGGGCUGGGCGGUCUGCCUCGAAACAUCUCCUCUGUCAGCUCCCUGCUGCUGUUCAAUACUACAGAGAACCUGUAUAAGAAGUAUGUUUUCCUGGACCCCCUGGCGGGGGCGGUGACUAAAACACACACCACCCUGGAGACAGAGAAGGAAGAGAAACCAUUUGACGCUCCGCUAUCCAUAACCAAGAGAGAACAGCUGGAGAGACAGACAGCAGAGAGUUACUUCUAUGUUCCAGACCUGGGUCAGGUCCCAGAGAUAGACGUCCCCUCCUACCUACCAGACCUGCCAGGCAUCGCUGACGACCUGUCCUACAGCCAAGACCUGGGGCCCGGCAUCGCACCCUCUGGACCCACACACACCUUCCCUGAACUACCCUCCUUCACUGGGGAGGACAUGCCCGGUUCUCAAUUCCAAAUUGCAGUCCCACCUCCUCCCCCACCUCCUCCUCCCCCACCAGAGCCCACACAUACCCCCACCCCUCCCCCUGGUCUCCCCCCUCCUCCACCGCCUCCCCCACCUCCACCUGCAAAUAGCCCUGCAGACGCCAGCUGCACUCAGAGCACAGCUACUGUAGUGGGCGCUCCCAGCGAGGUGGUUGAAUCAAAAGGCCGGGCCAGUCUACUAGAGUCCAUACGCAACGCUGGAGGCAUUGGCAAGGCCAAACUACGCAACGUCAAAGAACGCAAGAUGGAGAAAAAAAAACAAAAGGAGCAGGAACAAGUGGUAGCAGCAGCCAGUGGAGGAGACUUCAUGUCAGAUCUCUUCAAUAAGUUGGCCAUGCGAAGGAAAGGUAUCUCUGGUAAGGGUCCUGGAGGCGGGGACUCAGGGGAGGGCCCAGCUGGCUCUGGCAGCGCAUUCGCUAGGAUGUCCGACGUAAUCCCGCCUCUUCCUGCCCCCCAUCAGCCAACCGCUGAAGACGAGGAUGACUGGGAGGCCUGAGACUUGCCAAUCAGAACCAACGGAACUCUGAGCACAUCUAGCUCUAAGCCGAAAUACUGAGGAAGGAAACUUAACGCUUGUUGAGGAGAGGUGAUGCUGUGCUGUCAGUGGGGUUCCUUCCAGAUCAGGGAUGGGCAACUGGCGGCCCCCCUUUUGUAGACCCACGGACCAAUUAAUGUGGGUAAGCAGACCCACGAGCCACUGCGGCCCCUCAUGAGUUCCGUUUUUUUGUGGUCCCCACCCCCCAUCAAAGUUGCCCAUCCCUGUUCCAGAUGAUAGACAAAUGUACUGAUCUUUCCUGAGAGAAUACAGGACAAACUACAGGAGAGAAGUCAGGCCUCAUCUCAGCAUUGUAAAGAUGUUUAUUAUAAAGUAAUAAUCAAGUAACACCUAAAUAUAAUUACAUAACUAACGCCACACUAAAGCAGCAGAACAUUUCUAUCAGAAUGUUAAACAU